CACCAAUCCACAGAAAGAGCCGAAGAUGUCUGCUCAGUCAUGUGAUCAGCUGUGUCCAAUCAAGCUGAUCACAUCACUGAUGAUCAGUGUGCCCUGACGAUCAGUGUAGCCCCAGCAGUGCCACGUGCCAGUGCCCAUCAGUGCCACAUCAAUGCCACAUAUCAGUGCCUACCAGUGCACAUCAAUACCACAUAUCAUUGCCCAUUUGAGCUGCCUUUCAGUGUCACCCAUCAGUGCCAGUCAGUGCCACCUAUCAAUGCCAAUCAGUGCCACCUAUCAG
Messenger RNA from Staurois parvus, 280 nucleotides. NCBI's taxonomy places the organism in Eukaryota, Metazoa, Chordata, Amphibia, Anura, Ranidae. The record is from the annotation of a GenBank genome assembly.